Centruroides sculpturatus (bark scorpion) is the source of this 744-nucleotide messenger RNA. RefSeq names its product astacin-like metalloprotease toxin 5. Gene Ontology annotation, biological process: proteolysis. Gene Ontology annotation, molecular function: zinc ion binding; metalloendopeptidase activity. The record is from RefSeq and is a predicted model, not a curated record. Lineage: Eukaryota; Metazoa; Arthropoda; Arachnida; Scorpiones; Buthidae. The coding region runs from base 37 to 744 and encodes 235 amino acids. The transcript has 5 exons.
CGAUAAGUUCGUUUUCACGUAGUAAUUUUUUAAAAAAUGAUUUGCUUAGCAAUCUUUCUGUUCGCUUUUUCUAAUAUUAGAAAUGAUCUAAAUUCUGAACAUUUCAAUCGAGGGAAUUCUGAAGUGGUGGAUUCGACCGAUGUUGAUUCCUCAUUGCUGUGGCCAGGAGGAAUCGUGCCAUACGUAAUUGAAGAUGACCUGCUAAGAUCUAACAAAGCUAGACGGUUAAUAAAUUCGGCCAUGUUGAGCUUUCAUAGAUAUAGUUGUGUUCGAUUUAAAUAUAAAACCAACGAAAAAAACUACGUGAAAAUUUUUAAAGGUCGUGGUUGUUAUACGAUGAUAGGCCGACAUAAAGGAGAACAACCAUUGUCACUCGGAGACGAUUGUCUUCAUCUUGGAACCAUAAUUCACGAAUUGAACCACGUUCUUGGAUUCUACCACGAACACAAUCGACCCGACAGAGACGAAUACAUAAAAGUAAAUUGGAAAAAUAUAGAAUCAGAUAAGAGGUCGCAGUUCAGUAAGAAUUUACCAUAUCAAGUGAGACCAUUCAAUGAAUUUGAUUAUAAUUCCAUAAUGCUGUAUGGAGAAACGUUAUUUUCGAAGAAUGGGCACAGCAAAACUAUAGAAGCUACUAAACCGGGUGUGAGACUCGAUGAGAUCGACAAUAAACCAGGGCUGAGUAAAAGUGAUAUCGCUCGUAUAAAUAACUUAUAUAAGUGUACUAAAAUAUGGAUUGAUUAA